Saccoglossus kowalevskii is the source of this 422-nucleotide messenger RNA. Its product is annotated as piwi-like protein. The record is from RefSeq and is marked provisional. Gene Ontology annotation, molecular function: RNA binding; protein binding. NCBI's taxonomy places the organism in Eukaryota, Metazoa, Hemichordata, Enteropneusta, Harrimaniidae.
AGCAAGAAACCAAUGUUGAUGUCUGUAGCCACCAAAAUAGCCAUGCAGUUGAACUGCAAGCUUGGUGGUGAGUUGUGGGCACUAGAAAUACCAAUCAAGAAUAUGAUGAUUGUUGGCAUCGAUUGCUAUCAUGACAGUGCAACAAAGGGACAGUCUAUUGGAGCAUUUAUUGCAAGUACUAACAGGACAAUAACCAGAUUCUAUUCCCGUGUCACAUUCCAGCAUACUGGACAGGAGUUGAUUGAUGGACUCAAAGUGUGCUUGCAAGCUUCUUUGAAGAAAUACCAUGAAAUCAAUAAAACACUGCCAGAGAGAAUAUUUGUCUACCGUGAUGGUGUUGGAGAUGGUCAAUUGCCAGCUGUCGUUGAACACGAGAUCCCCCAGCUGUUGGACUGCUUCAAACAACUUGGAUCUGAUUACAA